AUGGUAUUAUUCUAUGUGCAAAGAUGUAAAAUAUAUGACCAGUUGGCAAAAGAUGAUGAAACUGUGGAUUGGAGUCACAUUAUUCAGUAUAAUGCCGCGCGGCCUAGAGCAGUUGUCUGUCUUUGGCUUGUGUACCAUAGGAGGUUGGCGACAAAAAGUAGGCUCAAAAGGUUAGGCCUGCUGCAGGAGGAUGUGUGUAGCCUGUGUAACGAGCAAGAGGAGGAUAUCGACCAUCUGAUGUUAAACUGUGGUGUUACAAAGCAUGUGUGGCCGACGAUUUUGGAUUGGCUUGAGGUGAAACAUAAGUCGGGUCAGUGGCAAGUGGAGAAAAAGUGGGUUGUGCAAAAUACCAAAGGAAAAGGAUACCAUUCUUACAUGCUGAAAAUCGCUAUUGCCGAAACUGUGUAUGGUUUAUGGAUGUAUCGCAACAAGUGUGUCUUUGGUACAGAUGCUAAUGAAGAUGCAACAAAAAUUGUUCCCAGGAUCAUAGACUCUAUUGUAUAUAGAGGUUGGUUAAAAGUCAAAUAUAGGAAGAGAAUAGGUUUGCUUAUGAUGUAA
Messenger RNA from Vicia villosa (hairy vetch), 558 nucleotides. RefSeq lists its product as uncharacterized. The record is from RefSeq and is a predicted model, not a curated record. NCBI's taxonomy places the organism in Eukaryota, Viridiplantae, Streptophyta, Magnoliopsida, Fabales, Fabaceae. The coding region runs from base 1 to 558 and encodes 185 amino acids. The transcript has a single exon.